GGGGAAGUGAGACUGGACACUUUUUCAUUACUUUCUCUCUGUUUCUCUCUUCAAUUUUCUUUCGGUUCUAGCCAUGGUGGUAUCUCUUAGGUCUCUGCUUCUCACUUUUCUUCUCACUCAUGUUGCAGUUGAAGUGUCAGCCACAACAGUGACGUUCUUCAACAAGUGCCCUCACGCAGUUUGGCCAGGCAUCCAGCCCAGCGCCGGCAAGCCCCUCCUUGCCCGCGGCGGCUUCAAACUCUCACCCAAAAAGGCCUACUCCUUAAAUCUCCCUUCCCUCUGGUCCGGCCGCUUCUGGGGCCGCCACGGCUGCUCCUUCGACGCAUCCGGCCGCGGUCGUUGCGCCACUGGGGACUGCGGCGGCUCUCUCUUCUGUAACGGUCUCGGCGGCACUCCUCCGGCCACCCUUGCGGAGAUCACCCUCGGGAGAGACCAAGAUUUCUACGACGUUUCGCUUGUGGACGGCUACAACAUUGCCAUGUCCAUAACCCCUUUCAAAGGUACUGGAAAAUGCAGCUACGCCGGGUGUGUGAGUGACCUGAACAUGAUGUGUCCAGUGGGGUUACAGGUCCGGUCCACGGACAAGAAGAGGGUUGUGGCUUGCAAGAGUGCCUGCUUCGCUUUCAAUUCGCCGAGGUAUUGCUGCACGGGCAGCUUUGGGAGUCCGCAGUCUUGCAAGCCGACGGCGUAUUCGAAGAUCUUCAAGGAGGCGUGUCCGAAGGCCUAUUCUUAUGCAUACGAUGAUCCCACCAGCAUUGCCACUUGCACUCACGGCAGCUACUUGGUUACUUUCUGCCCUCACCAUCGUUAGAUCCAUAUUUGAAUCAAUAUCUUAGAAGAACCAUAUUCUCAUUGUUGUCAAUGUAAUAUAUACAGUGUGUAUUACGGGGGUUGGGGUGGACUUCUACUAGUACUAAUCAUAUGAGUAUGGUUUGGAAAAAGUGUUUGGACUGAAUGGCUUAAUUCUUAUUAUUGGAAGGGGUUAGAUUAUCAGAUAUUGUGUUUCCUCUAUUUCACAACUUUUAUUUUGUUGUUCAGACUUCAGACGGGUUUAAGUUGUAAAAUAACUAUUAUGGAAUAUU
Molecule: messenger RNA, 1082 nt
Organism: Rubroshorea leprosula
Lineage: Eukaryota; Viridiplantae; Streptophyta; Magnoliopsida; Malvales; Dipterocarpaceae
Source: the annotation of a GenBank genome assembly